Limulus polyphemus (Atlantic horseshoe crab) is the source of this 4055-nucleotide messenger RNA. RefSeq names its product ubiquitin carboxyl-terminal hydrolase 7-like (gene Usp7). Gene Ontology annotation, molecular function: cysteine-type deubiquitinase activity; protein binding; cysteine-type endopeptidase activity. The transcript has 34 exons. The record is from RefSeq and is a predicted model, not a curated record. Gene Ontology annotation, biological process: protein deubiquitination; regulation of protein stability. Lineage: Eukaryota; Metazoa; Arthropoda; Merostomata; Xiphosura; Limulidae. Bases 312 to 3617 code for a protein of 1101 amino acids. Gene Ontology annotation, cellular component: cytosol; nucleus.
UUUUAGCGGCUUCGCCAUCUUGUUUAUUUUCGUACUUUAGUACGUACUGUCGUGUUGGAGAGUGAAAAAAACGGAUUUGGAAAUAAUUGGCGCAGUUGCCAUCUUGGAUUUAAAAAUUAUAACGUUACAGUUAGUUCGAUCUUGGAUGGUUUCCCCUUCUUGGGGAGUUUACAUCCGCAGACAUUGGGGGAAUAGUGAGGAAACACGUGAAAGUGACCGUGCCUGGAAAGAAUUUAGUGGUGGAUGGGAAGGAAAAAGUGGUCACUCAGUCGAAAAUUAAGAAAGGAAAGCAAACUUUUAAUAAUCUUGAAAUGAAUCAUAUUUCAAAUUCAAUGAAUGACAAAGAGAAUCAGCACUCUGAAACAGAAGAAAUGGAUACCAGAGAAGAUGAAAACAUCCAACCUCCUACAGACAAAGGAGGAGGAGAGGUUAAAGUUUAUAAUGGAGAUGGUACCUCUACCACUCAGGAGGAAACAAUGGAAGAAGAAGAUGAGGCUAGGUCAGAAGCAGUCUUUAGAUUUGUUGUUCCAAGCUUCAGUAGACUCAAGGAACAACUUCUAAGUGCACCCACAUAUGUGAGGAACUUACCAUGGAAGAUUAUGGUAAUGCCUCGUACUAACCAAGGUCAAGACAGACAACCAACAAAAAGUGUUGGUUUCUUUCUCCAGUGUAAUGGUGAAUCUGAAUCAUCAACCUGGUCGUGUAAUGCAUCAGCAGAGCUUCGGCUUAUCAGCCAAAAGGAUGGUGUGGAACAUUUUACUAGAAAAAUUCAGCAUUUGUUUUACAGCAAAGAAAAUGACUGGGGUUUUAGCCAUUUUAUGGCAUGGAAUGAUGUUCUUGAUCCAGAAAAGGGGUUUAUCAAAGAUGACACCAUUAUACUUGAAGUCUGGGUCUGUGCUGAUGCUCCCCAUGGAGUCAGCUGGGAUUCUAAGAAACAUACAGGUUAUGUAGGUCUGAAGAACCAGGGAGCAACCUGCUAUAUGAAUUCACUCUUACAAACGCUGUUCUUCACCAACCAGCUAAGAAAGGCUGUCUACCAAAUGCCUACAGAAAGUGAUGAUUCUUCAAAAAGUGUAGCCUUGGCUCUCCAAAGGGUGUUCUAUGAACUUCAAUUUUCAGACAAGCCAGUAGGAACAAAAAAACUAACCAAGUCGUUUGGGUGGGAAACACUAGAUUCUUUCAUGCAGCAUGAUGUCCAAGAAUUAUGUCGAGUGCUCCUGGAUAACAUGGAAAGUAAGAUGAAGGGAACUUGUGUUGAAGGAACCAUUCCCCGGUUGUUUGAAGGAAAAAUGAUUUCUUUCAUCAGGUGUAAGCACGUAGACUAUACAUCUAGUAGAGAGGAGCCUUUCUACGACAUUCAGAUGAAUGUGAAGGGCAAGAAAACAAUAAAUAAAUCCUUCAAGGAUUAUGUAGCUGUGGAAACACUUGAUGGAGAAAAUAAGUAUGAUGCAGGAGAAUAUGGGCUGCAGGAGGCAGAGAAGGGGAUUAUUUUUGCUUCUUUUCCUCCUGUUCUUCACCUCCACCUUUUGAGGUUUCAGUAUGAUCCUUUAACGGAUACAAACAUUAAAAUCAAUGAUAGGUUUGAAUUUCCAGAGAAGUUGAGUUUAGAUGAGUUUUUACAAAAACCUGAGACAACUCCUGCUACGUAUACUCUUCAUGCUGUGUUAGUACAUAGUGGAGACAACCAUGGUGGGCACUAUGUUGUUUUCAUCAACCCUAAAGGGGAUGGAAAGUGGUGCAAAUUUGAUGAUGAUGUUGUCUCACGGUGCACUAAACAGGAAGCUAUUGACCACAAUUUUGGUGGUCAUGAAGAUGAUAUUACAGUCAAGCAUUGUACAAAUGCUUACAUGUUGGUGUACAUCAGGGAUAGCAUAAUUCCUGAAGUCCUACAACCGGUGGCAGAAAAUGACAUCCCGGAGCAGUUGGUUGAGAGACUUCAAGAAGAAAAGAGACAAGAAGCACAGAGGAGAAAGGAAAGAAAUGAAGCUCAUCUGUACAUGAAUGUCCAGGUUCUUACUGAAGAUAGCUUUAAUGGUCAUCAAGGAAAUGAUCUGUUUGACUCGGAAAGAACAAGCUAUAGGACUUUCAAAGUGAAGAAAGUAGCUACGUUAAAAGGUUUAAUGGAAACUCUAUCUGAACAAAUGAAUUAUCCCAUCAAUAUGAUAAGGCCGUGGCCUAUGACACUGCGGACGAACCAAACAUACAGACCAGCAGCAGUAGAUCUAGAGACAGACAUCAACAAGCCUAUUAUAGACAUAGCAGAUAAUGCUAACCCUUGGAUGUUGUUUCUUGAGACUGUGGACCCUGACUCAGGAGCUGACUGUCUGCCAGAAUUUGACAAAGAAAGUGAUGUACUGUUGUUUUUUAAAUUAUAUGACCCAAGAAACAAAAGAAUUUCCUAUUGUGGACACAUGUACAUGCCAAUUACAGCCAAAGCAAAGGAGCUAGUUUCAGAGCUGAAUCAUAGGGCAGGAUUUCCUCUAGAUACUGAGCUCAUGUUAUAUGAGGAAGUUAAACCAAACAUGGUGGAGAAGAUUGAGGACUUGGACCUUCCCUUGGAGAAUGUCUUGGAAGAAUUGAUGGAUGGAGACAUUAUAGUCUUUCAGCGAUCAGACAUAAAUCCUGAUGAAUUAGAACUACCAACAGUUAAAGAUUACUUUAGAGAUUUGUUCUACCGGGUAGAAGUGACUUUCUGUGAUAAAACCAUUCCCAACGAUCCUGGUUUCACAAUGGAGCUUUCACUCAAAAUGAACUAUGAUCAGAUGGCCAAUGCCGUUGCCCAGAGAUUAGAAACAGAUCCUUAUUUAUUACAGUUCUUCAAGGCUCAGAGCUACAGAGAUGGGCCUGGGAAUGCACUCCGCUGUACAUAUGAAGGGACCUUGAAGGAUCUCCUUGUCACCUUUAAACCUCGACAACCUAAGAAGAUAUAUUAUCAACAGCUUAGUAUCAAGAUCAAUGAAUUGGAAAAUAAAAAACAGUUCAAAUGUGUGUGGGUUAACAGUAAGUUAAAAGAAGAGACUGAGCUGGUUCUCUAUCCUAACAAAAAUGGUUGUGUUGCUGACCUACUAGAUGAAGCAAAGAAAAUGGUGGAUCUAUCAGAUGACGGGUCUGGUAAACUAAGGUUGUUAGAAGUUAUCAGCUACAAGAUCUUUCUUAUCCAACGUGAAGAUGUCCAAUUGGAAUGUCUGAAUCCUGCUGGUACCAAAACGUACAGAAUAGAAGAAAUUCCAAAAGAUGAACUUCACCUUGAAGACGAUGAACUUUUAGUUCCAUGUGCACAUUUUCACAAAGAAGUCUUUUCAACAUUUGGAGUUCCCUUUCUUUUAAGAAUAAAGCAUAAAGAACCAUUCACUAAGGUACGAGAAAGAAUACAGAAGAAAUUAGACAUACCAGAUAAAGAGUUUGAAAAGUAUAAAUUUGCUAUUGUGGUGAUGGGUCAGCCUCAGUACAUCAACGAAGAUGCUGAGUACCUUGUCAAUCUUCAAGAUUUCCUGCCACACCCACCACAAGGUAGUUCACUUCCACCUAAGCCUUGGUUAGGAUUGGAACAUAUAAACAAAGCCCCGAAGAGGUCUCGCUGUAAUUAUCUUGAAAAAGCCAUCAAGAUCCAUAACUAAAUUGGAGAGUAUUAUACCCAGCUUCUGCUUGUGGUCCUCAAGAUCUGUCUCUCCCAACAUCCAGGCCUGGUUUUGUGAGUACAGGGGAAGGGUUAACUUAUAUUUGUAGUUUUGUACCUGACUCCUAGGCUGCUGGAACAAUCCCACUAACCAAGAAUUCCCAGCUCCGUGAUCAGGGGCAUCCAGAUUUAAUUAGCUUCAUUCCAGGUCAACCCAUCCAAUUGUUUUUUGUUUUUUUUUUGCAAGCUGUUAGUAUCCUUUCAAAUACGAGGACUAUGUUUUUAGGAUGGAGGAUGAUGGACUUAAAAGAGGCAAGGCUAGUAGGACCAGUCUUGUACAGUGGAAUCACUCUGUGCUCUAAUCUGUGGAAAUCAUUUUAAAGUUAGUGACUAUUGUAUGAAAAUUUUGAAAAUAAAAAAUUCAUCUUGUAAAUUGUCA